AUGUUAGUCUAAAAAGUCUUGAUGUUCAGCUUGGAAAUUAAAUUAAAAUUUAUUUAAGGUAGAUAUGAAUUAGAAAUCUUCCCAUUCUUUAAGAAGAUUUAUGAAAGUUCAAUUGAAUUAGUCUUAUUUAUUCAAGUCAAUAAUACAAAGAAACUUUCUAAAGAUUUUGGAAAAACCUUGAUUUAACCUCUUGAUUCAAAUGAAUUUAUAGUAUUAUCUAACGUUAGAAUAUAUUAUUACAAAGGUAGAAGCAAUUAAUUUUAAAUUAGAUUCCAAAAGAAUAGAUAGAUUUAAGAGUGAUUUUAAUGAAUUUGAGGGGAAGUAAAUGGCACUAAGGAAACCCUAUUAAGAAAUUCAAUUUAAGUUUCUGUUUUUCAAAAAUAUUGGGUUAGAAAUGUGA
This is a messenger RNA of Paramecium pentaurelia, 400 nucleotides long. NCBI's taxonomy places the organism in Eukaryota, Ciliophora, Oligohymenophorea, Peniculida, Parameciidae. The record is from the annotation of a GenBank genome assembly.